This is a messenger RNA of Glossina fuscipes, 2321 nucleotides long. Its product is annotated as chromatin-remodeling complex ATPase chain Iswi-like. Gene Ontology annotation, cellular component: chromatin; nucleus. The transcript has 4 exons. Bases 40 to 2142 code for a protein of 700 amino acids. Gene Ontology annotation, molecular function: histone binding; ATP hydrolysis activity; DNA binding. Gene Ontology annotation, biological process: regulation of transcription by RNA polymerase II; nucleosome organization. Lineage: Eukaryota; Metazoa; Arthropoda; Insecta; Diptera; Glossinidae. The record is from RefSeq and is a predicted model, not a curated record.
GAAUUCGCGGUAAAUUUUUUUCAAAUAAAUAAUCGCAAAAUGGAAGUAUAUCGAAGUGGGAAAGAAAUGGACAUUGGCACAGAUGAGGAAGAUUUGAAUGGAAUUAAUUCAGGCAAUACCUCUUCUUCAGCCGUGGACCAAUUGGAGUUUAAAAGCAAAAUAGAGGCUGAUCGUAGCAAGCGCUUUGAAUUUUUAUUGAAACAAACUGAAAUAUUUACGCAUUUUAUGAGUAACAAUGUGAAAAAUCCUACAAAAUCAAAGGGAAAACAAAAAAAAGACAAACAAUCCCCAAGUGUAGUAGAGCAUCAGGAACGAACAGAAAAGAAAAUCAAACAGUUAUUCAAUUUCCAAAAUUCACCGCCAUAUAUUAAAAAUGGCGAAUUGCGCGACUAUCAAAUACGUGGUCUAAAUUGGAUGAUUUCCUUAUACGAAAAUGGCAUCAAUGGCAUACUGGCUGACGAAAUGGGUUUAGGUAAAACCUUGCAAACGAUUUCGAUGUUGGGCUAUUUGAAACAUGUCAAGAAUCAAGGCGGCCCUCACAUUGUUGUCGCACCCAAAUCGACUCUUCAAAGUUGGUUGAAUGAAUUCGAGAAAUGGUGUCCAUCUUUAGACGUCGUUUGCCUGAUAGGUCAAAAGGAUGAGCGCCAGGUUUUGCUAAAAAAACUUCUGUUGCCAGGUGAAUGGGAUGUAUGCGUCACUUCGUAUGAAAUGUGUAUACGUGAAAAAUCAGUUUUCAAAAAGUUUAAUUGGCGUUACAUGAUUAUCGACGAAGCGCAUCGUAUAAAAAAUGAAAAAUCCAAGUUAUCAGAAACGUUGCGUGAAUUUAAAACACAAAGUCGCUUAUUGAUAACGGGCACACCUUUUCAAAAUAACUCGCAUGAAUUGUGGGCUUUGCUGAAUUUUUUGUUGCCUGAUGUCUUUAAUUCCUCUGAAGAUUUCGAUUCAUGGUUUAACACUAAUACGUGUUUAGGUGAUAAUGCUUUAAUACAGCGUUUACAUGCCGUAUUGAAACCUUUCCUCUUGAGACGCUUGAAAUUAGAAGUGGAAAAUGGGCUAAAGCCGAAAAACGAAAUUAAAAUAUCUGUAGGCCUUUCGAAAAUGCAGAGGGAAUGGUAUACUAAAAUAUUGAUGAAGGAUUUUGACAUUAUUAAUGGAGUAGGUAUGAUGGUAAAGAUGAGAUUGUUGAAUACUUUAAUGCAGCUACGCAAAUGUACCAAUCAUCCUUAUUUAUUCGAUGGGGCUGAACCCGGUCCACCUUACACUACCGAUACUCAUUUGGUUAAUAAUUCUGGUAAAAUGGUUAUUCUUGAUAAAUUGUUGCCAAAACUACAGGCUCAAGGCUCGCGGGUUUUAAUAUUUUCCCAAAUGACUAGAAUGUUGGAUAUAUUAGAAGAUUAUUGUUUGUGGCGUAAUUAUCAAUAUUGUCGUUUGGACGGACAGACUCCCCAUGAAGAUCGAAAUCGCCAAAUUCAAGAUUAUAAUAUGGACAACAGUACCAAAUUCAUUUUCAUGUUGUCGACUCGUGCCGGUGGUUUAGGCAUAAAUUUGGCCACAGCCGAUGUGGUCAUCAUCUACGAUUCAGAUUGGAAUCCCCAAAUGGACUUGCAGGCAAUGGAUCGCGCUCAUCGCAUUGGCCAAAAGAAACAAGUACGUGUUUUUCGGUUCAUUACGGAGAACACGGUAGAAGAAAAAAUAGUCGAAAGGGCGGAGGCAAAGUUGCGUUUAGACAAAUUAGUUAUACAAGAAGGACUUCUGCGUGGCAGUGCUGGCCAUAGUUUGAAAAAAGACGAAAUAAUAGAAAUAAUGCGCUUUGGUGCGAACCAUAUUUCCGCUCUUAAAGAGUCUGAAUUCACUGACGACGACAUUGAUGCUCUCCUUGCGAGGAUCGAUAUUAAGACUGGUGAAGAUACGCUCCAACUAGAUACGCUGACCGAAAGCUCUUCUGGUAUUUUGAAGCCGCAAGGGCAAGUCACAAUGAUUGAUCAGGAGGAUUUCGCAAAGAAAAAAAGAGAACGGAAUAGGACGACUAGAAGUUCUGAAACGUCAGCUAGAACCCAACAAACUAAUGGUCACAAACGUAAAUCUGAUGUAUUUGCUAAUAAAGAGAAUAACGUUGGAAGCAAAAAACGAAAAAUUCGCUAAAAGGACUUCUUAGUGCUAAGCUCAUUUUGCACGCGACAAUACUUUUGUAGGGCAAUUCACAGUCCAUAGGUAGUUCCAUACGACCCUUUUGAACAACCGCGCUAACUAUAGAAGAACUACAAAUAACAUAAAUCAGUAGCAAAAACUAUGCCAUUUUUAAAACAUUGUCACUUAUUUCU